Molecule: messenger RNA, 1242 nt
Organism: Triticum turgidum subsp. durum (durum wheat)
Lineage: Eukaryota; Viridiplantae; Streptophyta; Magnoliopsida; Poales; Poaceae
Source: the annotation of a GenBank genome assembly
AUGAUGGAGCCUGAUGAGGAUCUGAUUUUGACGUCUGGCAUGCCGCCGGAGCCGGAGAUGGAUGAUCCAAAGGUGCUGGCCGCCUGGCCGCCUGCAAGGCCAAUACGGUUUCCCUUUAUUUUAAAGAAAAGAGCAGCUACCACCCACCAACAGUUCCUAUGCCGAGUGAAGCAAAGCACAGAGAGCAGAGGAAAAAGGAGAGAAGUAAAAACAGUGAACGCGUCAGUCUGCUUCACUCGUGCACUCCUAGGAAAGGCCCAUGUUGUUCCGGAUCCAGAAUGGAGGAUUCGGGACUUCGGAAAGACCCAUGUUCCAGAUUUCGAAUGGAGGAUUGAUGACUUCUCAUCACUGCUUAAGACUGGAUCUAAGAGAGCAACAUCUGGCCCUUUUCACUGCUCUGGUUAUAACUGGGACCUGCAAGUGAGUCUAAUGCAUAAAGAAGCUGGUUCUGUAACUCCAUAUGUUGCCCUUCGUCUUGCGUCAUCCACACUAAGCUUGGUGCCAGCUCACACAGUGCAUGCGGUGUUUGAGUUGUCAAUAUGCAACCAUUCAAAAGGAAUGUACUAUGGAUGCAAAGUUCACUAUCUUGGUAUCUUCUCUGGCUUUCUGAACUGGGGUGAUGCUAGCUACAACUUUGAUUUCAAGAAUUUCUACUCGAAGGAGCAUUGCUUGAUUCCUCUUAAGAAGCUGCUGAAAUCAUCUGCUUUUCUAGUUGAUGAUGGUUGUGUCUUUGCUGUGGAGAUAUUAAAAAUUGAUGUCUGCUCUCCUGAAAAGAAGGCUGUUGUGGUUCAGAAGAAGGCUACCACAGUUCAGAACCUCUUUGUCCAGGAGAAGGGGUUCGUCAAAGGGACAUACACCUGGAACAUGAACAAUUUCCUUGAACUGGACUUGGAUCACUGUGUCCGUUCUCCUACAUUUGAAGUUGGCGGGCAUAAAUGGUGCAUCAGCAUGUACCCGCGUGGUGACUUGUACAGCACUGAUUGCCUCAGCUUGUACUUAUCCCUGGAUGCCUCGAAUGAGCUCCAUCUCGAGUCCAAGAAGGUGGCUGUAAUGACUCUGUCCAUCCUGAACCAAAAGAAUGGGAAACACUUGACUAAAACUUCAGGUCUCUUCAUAUGUGAUGGCGGAUGGGGUUGGCCUAACUUUCUUGCUCUCAAGAAACUCAAGAAAGGCUAUGUUGUAGGGUCGAGCUGCAUUGUGAAGGCAGAUCUCACUAUCGUUGGUUUAUCCAAUGAUGGCUAG